Molecule: messenger RNA, 1266 nt
Organism: Megalops cyprinoides (Indo-Pacific tarpon)
Lineage: Eukaryota; Metazoa; Chordata; Actinopteri; Elopiformes; Megalopidae
Exons: 9
Coding region: 106-1266 (386 amino acids)
Source: RefSeq, a predicted model, not a curated record
GUGGAGGACAAGCCAAACUCAUUAUCGGUGGACACGGUCGGAUCGGUUCCUGGAAAUGAAGCCACAAAUCCGUGUGUCGAAGGGGACAUAAGUAGUGACGUCACCAUGGAGGCCACACAAGGGGUCUCCUGGGGAGGAGACCUUAACGAGGAGGAGCCCACUUUCAUCCUGACGCUGUUUGAGAUUCCCCACCCCCAGAUCAGAGAGAAUGAGUCUGGGGCAGAACCGCUGGGCCCAGUCAGUGGUCAGGACUUCUCUCCACUGAUGUUUGUGGACCCGCAAUCUCAAUCACAGCCAACUGAGUCAGAACCAGAUCGCUGUGAACUGUCAGCGGAAACCGAAGAAACCAGGCCAGGGUGUGACACGAUGACUCACCUGCUCCUCAGCGAUGCACUGGUGCCGGUCGCUGGGGGCCAGGAAGAGGGCACAGAGCAGGAUGGGUCAGCUCUUCCAAAACUGAGCCCAAGCAGUGACCCCCCAGAAAAUGAAGGGGAAAUAUCCUUCUGUGCUGUUGCUGAGGACGUUGUGCAGGGUCUGGCAGAUUCAAAUGAGGAAGACCAUGGCAGUCAGACUUUGGUACGGGUGGCAGAGUCACAUGACUCACAGAGUCUCAUGGAGGCUCUGAAGGACACGAUGAACGAGAGAGCUGUGCUUUCCGAGGAGGAGAGGAAACAGCCUAUGAGAACCAGGAGAAGCAAGUUGCAGGUGAAGCCCUGCAUCUCAAAGAGGAAACCCAGGCAGUCUCCAAAAGAUGAGCAGGGUACUGUCACAGAGGACCCUGACCAGCCAGGCCCAGCCCAGAUCUCUCCACAAACACCCCAGCAUAAAGCGCCAGACCCUGAUGUCCAGCAGGACUGUGUGGAGACAGAUCGUGUAGCCUCUGACCUUUCAGCUUCAGGGGAGCAGUCAGAGGGAAUUGUGGGCCGUUCAGACCUCCCACAGGAGGAAGGGGGUGUGACAAGUGGAGCAGAGGGAAGAGAGAUGAGCAUUGGAGGGGCAGAGCUUCCCCUUAGCCAUCACAGCACAACAACAAGCUCUGAGCCCCUGUCAGUGGAAACGGAAGAAGCUGGGUCAGGGUGUGACAUGGUCACUCACCUGCUCCUCAGCGAUGCCUUGGUGCCCGUCUCUGAGGGGCAGGAAGAGGACACAGAGCAGGACUGGACUGCCCUCCCAAAACUGAGCCCUCACACUGACCAGGUCUCUCACACUGACCAGAAGGACAAUCUGCGGGAUCUAACAGACACAUUCGGUAAGGAAUCUCAUUGA